Molecule: messenger RNA, 1680 nt
Organism: Chrysoperla carnea
Lineage: Eukaryota; Metazoa; Arthropoda; Insecta; Neuroptera; Chrysopidae
Product: coiled-coil domain-containing protein 63-like
Exons: 8
Coding region: 293-1660 (455 amino acids)
Source: RefSeq, a predicted model, not a curated record
AAUCAAUCGUUUAGCUGAAAAUGAAUUAGCACGAUUAUUACGACAGUUUCGUAUAUUAGAAAAUGAUCGUAUUGCAUUCGGUGAAGAAUCCAAUCCAAAAUUAAAAUUAGAACGACAAUUAAUUGACUGUCUGGAAGAAGAAAAAAAGAAUUUAGAAAUUGAUUUAAAAGUUGUCCAAUCCAAACGAAAUAAAAAACGUGAUCAAAUCGUUACAAAAGAAUUAAGUGAAUUAUUAGCGGAACAAGAGAAAUUAGAGAAAGCAAUUAAAAAUGAAAAAGCACAUGUUACAGAAAUGGAUUAUCAAAUAAAGAAAAUUAAUACACAAAUACGUGAUACUUCAGGGAAAACCGUACCGGAUCGUCAAUUAGAAGAACGGAUACAAUUAUCAAUGCGUACCGUGGAAAAAUUAGAAAAUCAAUUAGAUGUUGCAAUCAAAAAAUUUAAUUCGGUAUUAGCUGAUAAUGAUAAAAUUCGUGAAGAAAUUGAUCAUUUAAUCAAAGAACGUGCUCAUUUCAACUCCUUAUGGAACAAAAUGGUGAUAAAUUUAACGAAAGGAAAAAAAUUCAUGAUGGAUCUUGUCGAACAAGCAACCAUGUCUUACGAUCAACGUGACGAAUGGUGUGGUAAAUUAGAAGCAUUAAAAGAACGUGGUAAAGCCGAUCUGCUACAGCAUACACAAGAGAUGCGUGAAUUACAACGUAAUCUUGAUCAUGAUAACAAGUUGAAAGAAUAUCUAAGUAUAAAAGGACAAAAACGUGUUAUGCAAGAUUUAAAUGUUCAUGAAGAGGAAAAACGUCAAGCACGACGUGAUGAAAUGGAAAAACAUUUACAUGAAUAUCAACGGAUUUUCGAUGAGAUUAAAGCAUUCGCACAGGAGGAUAAUAUUGAACGAUUAGCGUCACAAUUUAUUAAGCAAGAAGAAGAAAAUUUUGCAUUGUUUAAGUAUGUUAAUGAAUUGAAUUUCGAAUUGGAAACGUUAAAUGAUAGUGUUGAUGAUUAUCGCAAGAAAAUUGAGGUGCAACGGGAAAUCAAUGAGCAAAGAGCCAAUCAACAAAAAAUUCGUAUGCUGCAACUUGCUGAAGAACUUGAAGAAGCUAAAAAUCAUGUUGAAGAAUCCGAAAAAAAACUGGAAGAUUUCCAAGAAAAAUUAAAACGUACACUUGAGGAAAUCCAAAAAAUAUUUCAAAUGGUUAAAGCUGAUAAUUCACCAAUUCUUGAGUUACUUGGUGAUAAUGCAAGUGUUAACAUUUUUAAUGUUCGUUUAUAUCUGGAAAUAUUGGAGAAACGAACGAAUGAAUUAAUUCAAGUGUCAUACUACAAAGACAAAAUGAUGAAAGACGAAUCAGGCACACCAACUCGUAGACGUCAUUCUAGAAGACAUUCUGCCGGAUUCAUAAAAUUAAUUCAUGAACCUUGUGGUCACAAAUGUAAAGUCACAAAUAUUGACAAGAUUGUCCUUAAUCAACCAUGCCCAUUAUGUGUUGAACGUGAAAUUGUCAGUGAUGUUAUUGAAGAACUACAAGUACCAGAUAAUCGUCAAGAAAUACAAGAACGUCUUCGAAUUCGAUUAGGAUUGCCCGAUGCAGAAGAUCGUUUACAUAAUGUAUCUGCGUGUAAAUUACCUGCAUCACGAGUGCUACUACAAAAACGUUAUGCAUAAGAAAUAAGCACCUCUUGUUU